AACUCCAAUGGUGCGGGGCGGCGGGCGCGGAUUGUGGAAUGGCUCAGGACACUACAGUGCCCAAACUGAACUUUGAGUAUUGGUUGGAUAAAGCUAUUGAAUGGGGUCAAGCCACUACUUUGGAAUCCCAGAAAGAUGUGUGCCUUCACUUGCCCCAGCUCCAGGAAUUUCUACAUCAGCUUUAUGAAACAAUAAAACAUUUGCAGGGUCCCACUGUAGCAAUCCAGAAGUUCCCUUUAAUUGGACAGCUCCUAGGAAGGCUCUGUUGGAAUCCUUUUGUUAUAGGAUAUGAUGAAAGCCAGAAGACUCUGAUGUGGUGCUUAUGCUGUCUGUACAGCAGUGAACCACAGAAUGCUGUGGAACUGAAGGCCAACAGCUGGAUACGGAGUUUGCUGUGCCAUCUCCUUUCUUCUUCUAAGUGGGAAAAUAAUGAAGCGGAAACCAGUACAUUCAUAUCAGCUUUGGGCUACACGUCAGCAGAUUAUUAUUGUCACUUGGUUAAAAAUAUGGUAGUUUCAUUAGUAACAGAACUCAGAGAAAACCGGUUCAAUGGACUUAACAUUCAGGAGAGCAUUUCAGCCAGUCGUGUGAAUGCUAUUUCCAUUUUCUGUGUGCCUCUCAUUACUUUGCCUGAUCUAACUCCAUUGCUGGAAACUCUCCUUCUUUACCACGGAGGGUCAUCAAAAGAAAUUCUCAGUUCAGAGUUUCUAGAGGCUGUGAAUGAGGCCUUUUUAAAGAAGAAGAUCUCCCUUCCUGAAUCAGCUGUCUUCAGUCUUUGGCUUCGUCACUUACCAAGCCUUGAAAAAGCUACCUUGCAUCUUUUAGACCAGCUGUUUUCCAUUCAGUUGAAUUCACUGGAAGAAGUGGCUCAUGUCAUAAAAGACUCAUUGCUGCCACAAGCAGCAAGCCAUCCUGCUAUUUUCAGAAUUGUAAAUGAAAUUUUCAAGAAUACACUGAUGGAAACUGAUGGAACUUCAGAAGUUGUGACAAUAAUACAGGUGUUUACACAGCUCUUCCUUCAGGCUUAUCAGAGUGACAACAAACAGCAUAAAUUUCCACUGAAGGCCUACUUCCCAUACCAUCACCAGCCUCUUGUUAGAGGUUUAGUCAGACGUCCUUUUGAACUCCCAACUACAUAUUGGUCUCAACACGUGAAACACAUUUCAGAUAUGCUCAAGGCAUUAGUAGAAGAUACAAACACUAGUUCUCUCACUGACCUCUUUGAAAUCUGGUUUUUGGUUGCUUGUUUUGGAGAAUGGCUGGAUGUUGCAGCAGAACAAUUACUGAAGGCUGCUGUGGAACCGGAUCCUGUGCUGUGGCUGCUGGCAUUUUACUACUGUCCUAAGAAUGAAAAUCAACAAAGGACUCAGACAAUGGUAGAAGUUCAAGCAGUCUACAAUCAUCUAAUGAUGCUGUUCAGCUGCACAGACCUUUCUCUCAAAGACCUGGAGACUGCUGUACACAGGGUAACAGGUAUACAGCAGUGUUGUAACCAGCAAUGCACAACACAUCUUCUGACCAACUUCUUGCUCUUUUCACCUGGUGGACAUAAGAUUGCCCAGGAAUGUAUUUACCGUAUUGCUGAGAUAACUGAUACAAGGAAAGAAGUUUAUAACCUUCUUAUCCGUACUGCUUACAGAUUUAACCAUAGUGGAGAAGAAAACCAAAGGACUGUGAAGCUGAUGAAUGAACUUCUUCAAAAACUUACAUUAAAAGUUUAGAAUUUUAACGUGAUCUAUUUAUCAAACCAACAAAUCAGGUCCUUAUCCAGGUGUCAUAUUUCCAUUAACAUCUAGCACUGCAGUUUACCGAGGGCAGAAAGAUAUCUAUAUAAGCUAUAGUUGCUAAUUUAUAUUCCCUCAUCUAUAUUGAAAAAUAAUCUGUUGUUUGG
Pyrgilauda ruficollis (rufous-necked snowfinch) is the source of this 1891-nucleotide messenger RNA. RefSeq names its product FA complementation group C (gene FANCC). The coding region runs from base 39 to 1721 and encodes 560 amino acids. Gene Ontology annotation, biological process: nucleotide-excision repair; cellular response to oxidative stress; interstrand cross-link repair. Gene Ontology annotation, cellular component: Fanconi anaemia nuclear complex. Lineage: Eukaryota; Metazoa; Chordata; Aves; Passeriformes; Passeridae. The transcript is spliced from 15 exons. The record is from RefSeq and is a predicted model, not a curated record.